Molecule: messenger RNA, 3466 nt
Organism: Patiria miniata (bat star)
Lineage: Eukaryota; Metazoa; Echinodermata; Asteroidea; Valvatida; Asterinidae
Product: urea-proton symporter DUR3-like
Exons: 12
Coding region: 1-2442 (813 amino acids)
Biological process (GO): urea transmembrane transport
Cellular component (GO): plasma membrane
Molecular function (GO): urea transmembrane transporter activity
Source: RefSeq, a predicted model, not a curated record
AUGCACUGCAAGAGUUCCAGCAGUCACCUCAUCGAUCUAGAUUUUGCUGACGACAUCUGCCUGCUUUCCGAUGAUAGAGAGCAGGCGCAAUAUCUCCUUUCUAGAGUUGAGCUUAUAGUUGAGAAGGUACUGCUGUAUGGCGGCGAGAGCUGGAGUCUUACAUCAUCCCUAGAAAAGUCUCUUGAUGGAUGCUACACGAGAAUGCUUAGGGCGGCACUGAACGUGAGCUGGAAAGAGCACAUUACCAACAUUGUGCUCUACAGCGGGCUCUCAGAAAUUACUGACAACAUUGCCAACAGACGAAUGAGUCUCGCCGGCCACUGCGUUAGACACAAGGAGCUAAAAGCCAAUCUGGACACGGACUUCGAUGCAGGUGGUCAGGUGUCCAUGGGACUGACAGCCACUACCGUAGUCUCACAGUGGACGUGGGCGGCAACCCUCCUCCAGUCAUCAGCGGUAGCCACAACGACGGGUAUCAGUGGUCCCUUCUGGUACGCCUCAGGUGCCACCAUCCCCCUCCUACUUUUCGCUACCCUGUCGGCCCAGAUGAAGACACGAGCCCCCGGAGCUAAGACCUUUCUGCAGGUCAUCAUGGCGAGAUUCGGACCAAGGACUCACCUGGUCUACUGCUUCUUUGCUCUACUGACCAAUGUUAUCGUGACGGCAAUGCUCAUGCUAGGCGGUUGCGCCGUGUUAACGGCCCUUGUGGACGGCCUGAGUCUGGAGCUGGCCGCGAUGACAUUAGCGGCUGUCAUCGGAGCCUACACGUUCAUCGGCGGGCUGGGCGCCACGUUCUACGUGUCCUACUUCAACACUUCCGUCAUGUUCGUGAUCCUGCUGAUAUUUCUCGUCAAGGUUUACCACGAUCCAACCGACAGCCCGGACAACCCCCUCGUAGGAUCAGUAGAGCGAGUCUACAAUUUGUUGUCCUGUUCCGAAGGGCCCGCCGACAACUGGCAGAAGAGCCACCUGACAUUCCUAUCACCGCCCAGUAUCAUGUUCGGCAUCGUCAACAUUGUGGGAAAUUUCGGCACGGUCUUUGUGGAUCAAUCGUACUGGCAGAGCAGUGUGGCCGCCAAGCCCCGUCAGGGGAUGUGGGGGUUCCUGGUGGGCGGCAUGGUGUGGUUCGCCAUCCCCUUCACCUUCUCGACAACCAUGGGUCUUGCCUACACGGCUCUCAGCACCAGUAAAGGUCAACCUCUCUUGACAGACGAUCAUGUCAAUCAAGGAUUGGUAUCUCCCAUUGUCGCUAAGGAGCUGAUGGGUUCGACGGGCGGGGUUCUGAUGGUCCUACUCAUCCUGAUGGCCGUGACCUCCACGGGGUCAGCUGAGGUCAUUGCCAUCACCUCCAUCAUCGUCUACGACUUGUACCAGAUCCACCUGAAGCCCUACCGUAGCUCGGCCGAUAUCAACAGCUGUCUGCUGUGCGGCAAAUCGCGGGGACGGAUGGCUAAUAAGAGAGAUAUGUGCUCGUGCUGUAGCAUGGGCAACUGCACGUCAUGCGUAGCGGAUAACAGGUCCCGAAAGGAAUGCAAGCGCGCCCUCAAACCGACCUACAAGUGCAAGACGCACGGCCCCUAUCGCACCUAUCUGGAAUUGCUGAAAGUUAAGCGAGACUGGGCGAUACUGUGGGUAUCUAUCGCCAUCAUCCCACUGACUUUAGUCUUCAAUAUCUUACAGGUAACUCUGAGCGGCGUGUACUCCGCCAUGGGUGUGUUCAUUGGCUCCUCUGUCGUUCCUCUCGUCCUCGGAACCUUUUGGACGCGCCUGACCAGUAAGGCUAUGGCCAGCGGCGCCCUCAUCGGCAUGGUUCUUGGUAUCACGGCCUGGUUGGUGUCCGCUUCACUUUUGUAUCAGAAGUUUGAUAUUUCGGCAUUCAUGACGAAUUCAGAAGAUAACAAUUUUGAGUUGAGCAUGCUCAUCGGUAACUGCACAUCACUUCUAUCCGGGGGCCUUAUCGCAGUGGGCGUGACCUACCUCACCAAACACCCCCUCUCGCAGCAGGAGAGGAAAGAGAUAUGGGAGAAGACACGAGAUAUUGACAACCCACUCUCACCGUGGACGGAGUUAUACGUCAAGGAAUUCAACAUCACGGAUAUGAAGCUGGUCUACAACCGACCUUCCCUAGAACAAAUGCUGCAGGAGUUCAAGCUGGCCAGAUACACAACCCUGGCCAUCGGCCUGGGAAUCACCGUCCUCAUGGUGCUGAUCUGGCCCGUCAUCAUGACGGCGCUUUUCACCCUGAACAAGAACCAGUUCCAGCAUUGGAUCAACCUGACCGACACCUGGGCCUUCACGGCCGCCAUAUUCAUCAUCGUCGUGCCUUUGGCCACGGAAGUGACGGAUAUCGUGCGCCAGUUUAAACAGUUGAGGGCGCGUGUGAGGGUAGCGCCCUCCAUCAGCGAGACGCCCGAGUCGCCCGUGGCCGAGGCUCGGGCCUGACAUGAGCUUGAAGAGACUCUGCAACCGUACAGAGAGGGAACAUGCGUCCCGGAAAUGUCGGGUGAAUGAUUAAAGAAUAGAGCCAUGAUGAUUAUGAUACUUAUCGGUCAAGAUAAGUAAUUACAGGUUGAUGAAACAGAUGGUGCCCGGACUGUCUUUGCUUGUACGGGUUCGUUUCAGUGGUUUUAAGCAGAUCGCUGGUAAAUACCAGCAGGUACCAGACGCAGAAUCGUGUGAUGGAAUCAGAAAGGUUGUGGUUGACCGCUAGUGCGGUGCUUAUAUGUACAUGUACUUGUUUCAUUACCUUCAACCUCACCGAAUGCGACGCUUGCCAGAAAGUUGCGACACAUCUCUCAGGCGAUUCCUAACAUUAACAGCGCCCCAUGAGAUCGCGGGCACCGAUAUAGACGAAGCCUACAAUUUGUAGCAAACGCUUUUCAUUGUCACGUAUGGGUAACAUCCAGCCAAGAUAUCUCCCGUCCUCUGAAUUGCAAUUCAUGGGUAAAGGAAAGGGAUAAAGAAACCAAUGUGCCACGCCCAGUGCCCCACUGAGUACCGAUGGAUGUAACAUCCUGGUAUAAAAACUGCACACUUUUGUCGUUGCAUUAGCAGCUUUAUGCUGGCAGAUUUCAUAGAGCUAAAGGCUCUGUGACCACAGACAUGUGGUCAUUCAGCUGGUUUGUUUUUAUUCAAUUUAUUGGUACUCUUAGCCUUUCUUAUGCCAAGGAUUUACACUAUCAAACCACGCUAGAUGUGAUUUUCUAUACGAAAAGGGAAGGGGGAUCUGAAAUGAAUGGUUUUGAUCGAAGCGCCCCAAAAUCCGGAGCAUAGUUGUUUCACUUUAACAGGCGACUGUUUUUAUGAAGUAUGGAAUUUCAUCUUCACCCUGGUUGUCUGCACAGCGGUAACGGAAUCCUUCUAAUGAAGGUAUAUUCAGUACACUUCAACACUGCACAAGUUUAAUUAACCAUGAUAUAGGCUAGUCAAUUAUAAUAACACGGUUACCUCUAAACAAAAUGAUUUA